This is a messenger RNA of Soboliphyme baturini, 780 nucleotides long. The record is from the annotation of a GenBank genome assembly. Lineage: Eukaryota; Metazoa; Nematoda; Enoplea; Dioctophymatida; Soboliphymatidae.
CUGGUCACUUUAGGUACUGCUGACUGGCGAGUUCGCGCAAACGGAGUCCAGAUCGGACUGACAUUCGACACUCUCCGCUGCUCCUUUUUCCUCCUCCUUGCGCGUAUAUUCGCCGCAUUGUCCAACUCGUGGACCGGACACGUGUGCCUGAACCGGACAUGUGCUAGUGCAUGUUCUCUAAAACAAAUGCAUCAAUGUAACUGUCCCUCCGAGGACGACAACUAUUGCUACCUCUGCUGCGGCAGUGCUACACAGAGCUGUCAGCCGGCGCAUUUGUACGGGAUAUUAAAGCCAAACGGAGAAACGUGGGAAAGGGACACGUGCCGCCGAUGUCGCCACAUGCCGAACGGGAUGCCGUGUGACGACAAGAGUCAACGUCGAGUGUGUGUCAAUGAGCGAUGCACCGGAAACGUGUGUCGCAAUAGAUCAGAGGGACGCUACUGCGAUCUGCUCAACAGCCGGCUGUGCGUCGAUGGCGACUGUCGGGACCCCUGCGGUGACCACUGGUCACAAUUAGUCACUUGCGAGUGUGACACGCUGGCUAACCGGUGUGAACUCUGUUGUUUUGACUUCAGGACAAAGCAGUGUGAAAGUGCGUUUCGCAAAUAUGGCAUCGGCAAUCGCAAUGGCCGGCCCAUCAUUCGCAUUGGACUGUCGUGCAACCGCAACCAUCACCUGUGCAACCGAUACGGGAAAUGUGCGGCCACCGUCCCUAAGAAUUCAAAGAUUCUUUUAAAAGCAAUCUCUCACAGAUGUGAGUUCGAAAUAGUUUGGAGUUAA